GGUGCACUGCCGUCAUUUGAAGCCGGGCUCUGUUCACUCGUGGACAGCUGCGCCACGAGACCCGGAGACGAGGAGGACAAGCUCCGCAAUGGCCAGCGCAGGGCUCCGGCCCGCGCUCCGGCUCGGACUAUUGCUGCUGCUCUGCUGCUGCCAGGCGCACGGCGAAGCCAGCGAUGUCCUGGUCCGUGAGACACGGGCGGCAGGACCAUUUCGCGGACUCUACGAGUUCCUUCAGCAGCGGGAUUCCACUGUCUUCUGCAAGUACCUGCGCAAAGCGCAAGUCGAGGAUGUCCUGGCGUCCUUUGCAUCGUUCACCAUCAUCGCACCAAACGACCUGGCAUUUGCGGCGCUGCCACCCAGCGUUGUCAAAGUUCUGGACACGGACAGCCGAUUUCUGAGGAAGUUUGUGCUGCACCACAUCGUGGGUGACUCGGUCCCGAGCCGCAGUCUUCGCGGCGACCUUGAGAUCACCACGGCGGGCGGUGACAACAUUCUCGUCAAGGUCUACGACAACGGAAGGACAAUCUCCAUCGGAGGUGCCAACAUCCUGGUGGGCGAUGCCUCGUACGAGAACAUCAUUGUCCACAUCGUGGACCGUGUGUUGUAUCCUAUCGCCGAGAGCAUGCUCGCGCAGACCAUCCAGUCCAAGUACGGCUACUUCUACCGCCUGCUCCAGAGCGCUGGCCUCACCAGCGUCUUGAACAGUGACCUGUACACUGUCUUCAUACCAACUCAAGACGCCAUCACCAAUCUGCCAGCGGAAACAUCGCAGAAGAUUUUAUCAAACAACGAGCUUGUGAAGCGCGUCGUUUCUCAUCACAUCGUUCCCGGCCUGCAGUUCAGCGCUGCUCUUAAGGAUGGUGCUACGCUGACACCGCUUGACGGCGAAGUUCUUCGAGUCACUACGCAAGCUGGACAACUCUUCAUUGACGGCGUCCCUUUCGUCAACAAGGACGACGGUGCGACCAAUGGUGUCAUCCACAUUGUAAACCGGCUGCUGGUGCCGCAGAGCGUGAUCGAGGACUGCGGUUGCAUCGCAUCGCAUGGGGGAGGAGACAUCCUUCUCACCGGUGGAAAGAUCGGUUUCAAGGGACCUACUGUCGUCGGCCAGCAGCUUCCGGGUCUCGUUCACCACGUCGUGGUACCGGGUACAGUGACGCAGACCACGCACAUCGUCUCCCCACCCAAGACAGUUGUCCUAGGUCCUGGGACUCUUCAAGCUCUGCUCCCUGGCCAGCCUCCUCAAAUCACAUUCCAGUUUGGAACCCCAGGAGCUCCCAAAGUCCCUUCUAUUGGAACACCUAAAGCACCAACUGUGCCAUUUUCAUCCAGUGGGCCAAGUGUACCUGGUGGGCCAAGCCGACCACUGAGCCAAACCCUUGGAGGGACAAAAGGACUAAGUGGGCCAUUUGGACCCAGUGGACCAAGUGGACUUGGUGGACCAAAAGGACCAAGUGGACCAUUUGGACCAAGUGGCCCUGCAGGAACAAGCGGGCCUAAAGGGCCUGGUGGACCAAGAGGUCCAUUUGGACCGGGUACACCAAGUGGACCUGGGGGGCCAAGUGGACCAAGCGGGCCAGGGGGACCACUUGGACCGAGUGGACCUGGUGGGCCAAAAGGACCAAGUGGACCAUUUGGACCGAGUGGACCUACAGGACCAAUUGGCCCAAAAGGACCUGGUGGGCCAAGCGGACCUGGUGGGCCAAAAGGACCAAGCGGGCCAGGAGGUCCAUUUGGACUGAGUGGGCCAAGUGGACCUAGUGGGCCAAGAGGACCAAGCGGGCAAGGAGGUCUAUUCGGACCGGGUGGACCAAGUGGACCUACAGGACCAAGCGGGCCAAAAGGACCAAGUGGGCCAUUUGGACCUGGUGGACUAAGUGGACCUGGUGGUCCAAAAGGACCAAGUGGGUUGUUUGGACAAAGUGGGCCUAAAGGACCUGGUGUGCCAGGAGGACCAAGCGGGCCAGGAGGUCCAUAUGGACCUGGCGGACCAUUAGGACCAAGUGGGCCAAAAGGGCCUGGUGGACCAAGCGGGCCUGGUGGGCCAAGAGGGCCAAGUGGGCCAGGAGGUCCAUUUGGACCAAGUGGGCCAAAAGGAUCAAGCGGGCCAGGAGGUCCAUUCGCACCGAGCGGACCAAGUGGACCCAGUGGGCCAAGAGGACCAAGCGGGCCAGGAGGUCCAUUGGGACUGGGUGGACCAAGUGGACCUAGCGGACCAGGAGGUCCAUUUGGACCGGGUGGGCCUGGUGGGCCAAGAGGGCCAUUGGGACCGGGUGGACCGAGUGGGCCAUUGGGACCGGGUGGACCAAGUGGACCGAGUGGGCCAAGAGGACCAAGUGGGCCAGGAGGGCCAUUUGGACCAAGUGGACCGAGUGGGCCAAGAGGACCAAGUGGGCCAAAAAGUCCAUUUGGGCCGGGUGGGCCAAGUGGGACAAAAGGACUCGGUGGACCAAGUGGGCCUGGCGGGCUACGAGGACCGAGCGGGCCAGGAGGUCCACUAGGACCAGGUGGACCAGGAGGACCAGGCGGGCCAGGAGGUCCAUAUGGACCAGGUGGACCAAGCGGACCUGGUGGACCAAGCGGACCUGGUGGGCCAAGAGGACCAAGCGGGCCAGGAGGUCCAUUUGGACCGAGUGGGCCAAGCGGACCUGGUGGACCAAGCGGACCUGGUGGGCCAAGAGGACCAAGCGGGCCAGGAGGUCCAUUUGGACCGAGUGGGCCAAGUGGACCUAGUGGGCCAAGAGGACCAAGUGGGCCAGGAGGUCCAUUUGGACCGGGUGGACCAAGUGGGCCGAAAGGACCAAGUGGGCCAUUUGGACCUGGUGGACUAAGUGGACCUGGUGGUCCAAAAGGACCAAGUGGGCCAUUUGGACCUGGUGGACUAAGUGGACCUGGUGGUCCAAAAGGACCAAGUGGGUUGUUUGGACAAAGUGGGCCUAAAGGACGUGGUGUGCCAGGAGGACCAAGCGGGCCAGGAGGUCCAUAUGGACCUGGCGGACCAUUCGGACCAAGUGGGCCAAAAGGACCAAGUGGGUCAAAAGGGCCUGGUGGACCAAGCGGGCCUGGUGGGCCAAGAGGGCCAAGUGGGCCAGGAGGUCCAUUUGGACCAAGUGGGCCAAAAGGAUCAAGCGGGCCAGGAGGUCCAUUCGCACCGAGCGGACCAAGUGGACCCAGUGGGCCAAGAGGACCAAGCGGGCCAGGAGGUCCAUUGGGACUGGGUGGACCAAGUGGACCUAGCGGACCAGGAGGUCCAUUUGGACCGGGUGGGCCUGGUGGGCCAAGAGGACCAAGCGGGCCAGGAGGGCCCUUGGGACCGGGUGGACCAAGUGGACCGAGUGGGCCAAGAGGACCAAGUGGGCCAAAAAGUCCAUUUGGGCCGGGUGGGCCAAGUGGGACAAAAGGACUCGGUGGACCAAGUGGGCCUGGCGGGCUACGAGGACCGAGCGGGCCAGGAGGUCCACUAGGACCAGGAGGACCAAGCGGGCCAGGAGGUCCAUAUGGACCAUUCGGACCAAGUGGGUCAAAAGGACCAGGUGGACCAAGCGGGCCUGCUGGCCCGAGAGGACCAAGCGGGCCAGGAGGUCCAUUUGGACCGGGUGGGCCAAGUGGACCUAGUGGGCCAAGAGGACCAAGCGGGCCAGGAGGUCCAUUUGGACCGGGUGGACCAAGUGGACCUACAGGACCAAGUGGGCCAAAAGGACCUGGUGGACCAAGUGGGCCUGGUGGGCCUCGAGGACCAAGCGGGCCAGGAGGUCCAUUAGGACCGGGUGGACCAAGUGGACCAAGUGGACCUGGUGGGCCUGGAGGUCCAUUCGGACUGGGUGGACCAAGUGGACCUGGUGGGCCAAGAGGACCUGGUGGGCCAAGUGGACCUGCGGGACCAAAAGGAAGUGGUCCUGUGGGACCGAAUGCGCCAGGUGGUUUUAUUUUCGGUGGCCCAACUGCACCAGGGCUUCCAAAGGUACCCGGCUUGCCCCUGCCAAGUGGACCAAAAGGACCCUCUGGUCCAUCCGGACCGGCAAGUCCUAGUAGACCAAGGGUACCCAGUGGAUCUAGAACAUCACCGAGAAGACGACCUGGCUACCUCCCACCUGAUGGAGUCAUUCCAGCAGCGCCUGGUGUUUUGAAUGUGCCUCGAGGUCCAACGCUUCCUGGGGCUACAGGUGUUACUGGCGCACCAAGGUUGCCCAUUGUCACAGGUGUAACCAGCGCCCCACGACUUCCAGGCUUAUCUAAAGGUCCAGUGUCUGCUGUGCUGCGAGGUCCAAGUGGUGCGACUGUUAUAAGCGGACUUCCUGUUCCGAAGACACCAGGAGUAACAACCUUGAAAAUCUUCCCUGGAGCACCUGCGGUCACCACCUUUACUACUGGUGUGUCAGGAUUUAUGCUUGGUGGGCCAGUUGGACCAAGAACACCUGGAGGAUUUUCAUUUGCGUUCCCUGGGCUGCCGAAGGGACCGAGUGGAUCACGGGGUCCAAGUGGCGUCGGAGGACCAAGCGGGCCAGGAGGACCAAGCGGACCAGGAGGACCACGUGGCCCAAGUGGAACAGGAGGACCCAGUGGACCAGGAGGACAGAAACAACGAUUUGGGCCGAGUGGACCAAGAGGACCAGGUGGGCCAGCAGGACCAAGCGGGCCUUUCCCAUCAGGGCUUUCUGGUCCCAGAGGGCCAAGUGGACCUAGUGGACCUGGUGGACCAAAGGCACCUGGAGGACCAGGUAGUCCCAGUGGACUAAAAGGACCAAGUGGUCCAUCUGGACCUAGAGGACCAUAUCCCAGUGGUCCUGCCGGGCCAAGUGGACCGUUCCCGUCAGGACCUUCUGGACCAGGAGGACUAAAAGGACCCAGCGGACCAAGCGGUCUUGGUGGACCAAGGGGACCUGGAGGACCAAGAGGGCCAGGAGGGCCAGGUGGUCCAUCUGGACCUGGAGGACCAAGAGGGCCAGGAGGGCCAGGUGGCCCAUCUGGACCAAGUGGACCAUAUCCCAGUGGUCCUGCCGGGCCAAGUGGGCCAUUCCCAUCAGGACCUUCAGGACUAGGAGGACCAGGUGGACCAAGAGGGCCCAGUGGCCCUAGAGGACCAAGCGGGCCGAGUGGGCCCUCUGGACCAAGUGUACCAUUUCCAUUCGGGCCUUCUGGACCAAAAGGCCCCAGUGGACCAAGUGGGCUUGGUGGACCAAGGGGACCUGGUGGACUAAGAGGACCAAGUGGGCCAGGAGGGCCAAGUGGUCCAUCUGGACCAAAAGGGCCAUAUCCCAGCGGUCCUGCCGGGCCAAGCGGACCAUUCCCGUCAGGACCUUCUGGACCAGGAGGACCAAGAGGACCAAGUGGACCUGGAGGACCAAGUGGGCCAUCGGGACCAAGUGGACCAUUCCCAUUUGGGCCUUCUGGACCGGGAGGACCAAGAGGCCCCAGUGGACCAAGCGGGCUUGGUGGACCAAGGGGACCUGGAGGACCAAGGGGUCCUAGUGAACCAAGUGGGCCAAGAGGGCCAAGUGGUCCAUCUGGACCAAGUGGGCCAUAUCCCAGUGGUCCUGCCGGGCCAAGCGGACCAUUCCCAUCAGGGCCUUCUGGACCAAGAGGACCCAGUGGACCAAGUGGGCCUGGUGGACCAAGGGGACCUGGAGGACUAAGAGGACCAAGCGGGCCAGUAGGACCGUCUGGACCAACUGGUCCAAGUGGACCAUAUCCUAGUGGUCCUGCUGGGCCAAGCGGACCAUUCCCGUCAGGACCUUCUGGACCAGGAGGACCAAGAGGCCCCAGUGGACCAAGUGGGCUUGGUGGACCAAGAGGACCUGGUGGGCCAAGAGGACCAAGUGGGCCAGGAGGGCCGAGUGGUCCAUCUGGACCAAGUGGACCAUAUCCCAGUGGUCCUGCCGGACCAAGUGGACCAUUCCCAUCAGGACCUUCUGGACCAGGAGGAUCAAGAGGCCCCAGUGGAUCAAGUGGGCUUGGUGGACCAAGGGGACCUGGUGGACCAAGUGGUCCUAGUGGACCAAGAGGGCCAAGUGGGCCAGGAGGGCCGAGUGGUCCAUCUGGACCAAGUGGGCCAUAUCCCAGUGGUCCCGCUGGACCGAGUGGACCAUUCCCGUCAGGACCUUCUGGACCAGGAGGACCUAGAGGCCCCAGUGGACCAAGCGGAUUUGGUAGACCGAGUGGACCUGGUGGACCGAGCGGUCCUAGUGGACCAAGUGGGCCAAGAGGGCCAAGUGGUCCAUCUGGACCAAGUGGGCCAUAUCCAAGUGGUCCUGCCGGGCCAAGCGGACCAUUCCCAUCAGGGCCUUCUGGCCCAAGAGGACCCAGUGGACCAAGUGGGCCUGGCGGACCAAGGGGACCUGGAGGACUAAGAGGACCAAGCGGGCCAGUAGGACCGUCUGGACCAACUGGUCCAAGUGGACCAUAUCCUAGUGGUCCUGCUGGGCCAAGCGGACCAUUCCCGUCAGGACCUUCUGGACCAGGAGGACCAAGAGGCCCCAGUGGACCAAGUGGGUUUGGUGGACCAAGGGGACCUGGUGGACCAAGUGGUCCUAGUGGACCAAGAGGGCCAAGUGGGCCAGGAGGGCCAAGUGGUCCAUCUGGACCAAGUGGGCCAUAUCCCGUUGGUCCCGCUGGACCAAGUGGACCAUUCCCAUCAGGACCUUCUGGACCAGGAGGACCUAGAGGCCCCAGUGGACCAAGCGGAUUUGGCGGACCGAGAGGACCUGGUGGACCAAGCGGUCCUAGUGGACCAAGAGGACCAAGUGGGCCAGGAGGGCCGAGUGGUCCAUCUGGACCAAGUGGACCAUAUCCCAGCGGCCUCGCUGGACCAAGUGGACCAUUCCCGUCAGGACCAUCUGGACCAGGAGGACCAAGAGGCCCCAGUGGACCAAGUGGGCUUGGUGGACUAAAAGGACCUGGUGGACCAAGCGGUCCUAGUGGACCAAGAAGACCAAGUGGGCUAGGAGGGCCGAGGGGUCCAACUGGACCAAGUGGACCAUAUCCCAGUGGUCCCGCCGGACCAAGUGGACCAUUCUCAUCAGGACCUUCUGGACCAGGAGGACCAAGAGGCCCCAGUGGACCAAGUGGGCUUGGCGGACUAAAAGGACCUGGCGGACCAAGCGGUCCUAGUGGACCAAGAGGACCAAGUGGUCCAUCUGGACCAAGUGGACCAUAUCCCAGUGGUCCCGCUGGACCAAGUGGACCAUUCCCGUCAGGACCAUCUGGACCAGGAGGACCAAGAGGCCCCAGUGGACCAAGUGGGCUUGGCGGACUAAGAGGACCUGGUGGACCAAGCGGUCCUAGUGGACCAAGAGGACCAAGUGGGCCAGGAGGGCCGAGGGGUCCAUCUGGACCAAGUGGACCAUAUCCCAGUGGUCCCGCCGGACCAAGUGGACCAUUCCCAUCAGGACCUUCUGGACCAGGAGGACCAAGAGGCCCCAGUGGACCAAGUGGUCCUAGUGGACCAAGAGGACCAAGUGGUCCAUCUGGACCAAGUGGACCAUAUCCCAGUGGUCCCGCCGGACCAAGUGGACCAUUCCCGUCAGGACCAUCUGGACCAGGAGGACCAAGAGGCCCCAGUGGACCAAGUGGGCUUGGCGGACUAAGAGGACCUGGCGGACCAAGCGGUCCUAGUGGACCAAGAGGACCAAGUGGGCCAGGAGGGCCGAGGGGUCCAUCUGGACCAAGUGGACCAUAUCCCAGUGGUCCCGCCGGACCAAGUGGACCAUUCCCAUCAGGACCUUCUGGACCAGGAGGACCAAGAGGCCCCAGUGGACCAAGUGGGCUUGGUGGACCAAAGGGACCUGGUGGACCAAGUGGUCCUAGUGGACCAAGAGGACCAAGUGGUCCAUCUGGACCAAGUGGACCAUAUCCCAGUGGUCCCGCCGGACCAAGUGGACCAUUCCCGUUAGGACCAUCUGGACCAGGAGGACCAAGAGGCCCCAGUGGACCAAGUGGGCUUGGCGGACUAAGAGGACCUGGCGGACCAAGCGGUCCUAGUGGACCAAGAGGACCAAGUGGGCCAGGAGGGCCGAGGGGUCCAUCUGGACCAAGUGGACCAUAUCCCAGUGGUCCCGCUGGACCAAGUGGACCAUUCCCAUCAGGACCUUCUGGACCAGGAGGACCAAGAGGCCCCAGUGGACCAAGUGGGCUUGGUGGACCAAGUGGUCCUAGUGGACCAAGAGGACCAAGUGGUCCAUCUGGACCAAGUGGACCAUAUCCCAGUGGUGCCGCCGGACCAAGUGGACCAUUCCCGUCAGGACCAUCUGGACCAGGAGGACCAAGAGGCCCCAGUGGACCAAGUGGGCUUGGCGGACUAAGAGGACCUGGCGGACCAAGCGGUCCUAGUGGGCCAAGAGGACCAAGUGGUCCAUCUGGACCAAGUGGACCAUAUCCCAGUGGUCCCGCCGGACCAAGUGGACCAUUCCCGUCAGGACCAUCUGGACCAGGAGGACCAAGAGGCCCCAGUGGACCAAGUGGGCUUGGCGGACUAAGAGGACCUAGCGGACCAAGCGGUCCUAGUGGACCAAGAGGACCAAGUGGGCCAGGAGGGCCGAGGGGUCCAUCUGGACCAAGUGGACCAUAUCCCAGUGGUCCUGCCGGACCAAGUGGACCAUUCCCAUCAGGACCUUCUGGACCAGGAGGACAAAGAGGCCCCAGUGGACCAAGUGGGCCUGGUGGACCGAGGGGACCUGGUGGACCAAGAGGACCAAGUGGGCCAGGAGGGCCAAGUGGUCCAUCUGGACCAAGUGGACCAUAUCCCAGUGGUCCCGCCGGACCAAGUGGACCAUUCCCAUCAGGACCAUCUGGACCAGGAGGACCAAGAGGCCCCAGUGGACCAAGUGGGCUUGGCGGACUAAGAGGACCUGGCGGACCAAGCGGUCCUAGUGGACCAAGAGGACCAAGUGGGCCAGGAGGGCCGAGGGGUCCAUCUGGACCAAGUGGACCAUAUCCCAGUGGACCUGCCGGGCCAAGUGGACCAUUCCCGUCAGGACCUUCUGGACUAGGAGUACCAAGAGGGCCUAGUGGACCUAGAGUACCAAGUGGGUCAUCUGGGCCAAUUGGACAAUUCCCAUUAGGAACUUCAGGACUAGGAGGGCCAGGAGGACCCAGUGGACCAAGCGGCCCUGGUGGACCAAGGGGACCUGGAGGACCAAGUGGUCCUAGUGGACCACGAGGACCAAGCGGGCCAGGAGGACCUGCUGGGCCAUAUCCCAGUGGACCUGCUGGGCCAAGUGGGCCAUUCCCAUCGGGACCUUCUGGGCUAGGAGGACCAAGAGGACCUGGUGGAUCACAAGGGCUAUUUGGUUCUAGGGUACCAUCUGGUCCUGGGUCUCCACUCACAACUACCAGCGUUCAGUUUGGUGGAACACUAGUCAGUGUUCCUAAAGUGACUAUAGGCCAGCCUCAAACAUCUAUAUUGCUUCAACCUGGAAGCCAAGUCACGUAUGGAAAGACUAAACUUCUUGUUCAACCUCCUACCACAUUUGUUCCUGGUCAAGUUGUUACACACACAGUCGGUAUAAUCCCAUCAACAGUACACAGCAUUUCUGGCACCGGGCUUCAAGUACAAGGCAAGCCAUUGGACUUCAAUAUUGUGCUGAAGGAGCUGAAAGCUACUCGCUAUUUAUCCUGGCUCCAGAAGACCGGGGUUCUUCAGCUAAUUAAUGAUGGAGCUGCCUACACUAUCUUCGUUCCAAGUGACGACGCCAUCGCUCAGAUUCGGGGACAGCUACUCUCGAAGCUAGAAGGUGACACUCAGCUCCUCAAGCAGCUCGUCCUGUACCACAUUGUUCCUGGUCAGGUCACCAUCGACAACGAUAGGACCUUCCCGACACUUGAUGAAGGAAACUUGUUGCGAUUCAACAAGUACUUCAAUGGAAGGGUCGUAACCGCUUCUGGUGGCGUCAUCGGCCCCAAAAAGCAGCAGGGCAACAUCGUCUUCUACACCAUCGACCGAGUUCUUCACCGGCCUGGAGGAAGCAUCUUGGACGUCAUUCACCAGUCUAUCCUGCUCCCUAAGCUAGAUGAAGCUAUCAAGUUUGCCGGACUCGAGGAGUACCUCUCCGGAGUAGGACCAUACACGAUUUUCGCUCCAAGUGACCAGGCAUUCAAAAACUCCGUGGGCAUGGAAAACGUAUUGCGGGACAGGGAAGCUCUCAAGGCCCUGCUACUCCGCCACAUUGUCCUUGGAACCGUGUACAGCGCCGGCGUGCAAGAGAACCAAGUCCUCAAGACGGUCGGUGGCCUCGAGCUCAAAAUGAGCAUCAUCCCGGAGUGUAUCACAGUAAACGGGGUCAACGUCAACAACCCGGAUAACGUCGCCUCCAAUGGGGUUAUCCACGUGAUCGACCAUUUCCUUUAGGCGUGCACAUCCCUAUACCCGGAAGGGUGGCACAUGUUUCUCUGUAAAGCUUCCUCUCUCGACUCUGUUGUUAUAUUGUUAAAUAAACUGCGUGUUCCGUA
Molecule: messenger RNA, 10443 nt
Organism: Rhipicephalus microplus (southern cattle tick)
Lineage: Eukaryota; Metazoa; Arthropoda; Arachnida; Ixodida; Ixodidae
Cellular component (GO): myosin complex
Molecular function (GO): cytoskeletal motor activity; ATP binding
Source: RefSeq, a predicted model, not a curated record